AAAGAAACGGCUGACAAGUGGACAACAACUCAUGUUAACUUGGACCGGUGGGGCCCAAAAUCCAAACGCCACGAUUUCCGAAAAUCAUUUGAAAACACAGAAGCGCUCGAAAGUACCUCUCGCUGACGGUUAAAAUUCCUUCUUCCCUAAUUUCUCGAUCCCUUCCGAAAACCAGACCCACUUAGGGUUUUAUAAUUCGUUUUCAAUCCUGUUCUGGGGUUUAAAUUUCGAUUCUUUGGGGUUGAUUGGAUUCGAAACGACAAUGUCGGCAUCUAACGUCUCCAUCUCUGCCACCCCGGCGGUGGCUCGCCGUCGGCCUGUUGUCGUCGGCGAGAAGAAGUCGAGCAUCGAGUUAUUGACCGCCGAACCGAACCCUAAUGUUAACAUUGGGGAUGAUAAAGCCGGUGCCGCUGCCACUGCCGGUCACAGCAGAGAUCUGAGCCACCACUCCGUCCGUGGCGAGGCGUCGAAGGACACGGUGCAAGCAAGAAAAGCCGCCUUGGGUCAAAAUUCGAACGCUACGCUGCGGCGGACACGGAAAGGAGUGCUCAACAAGACUGAGAAACCCUGGUGGUUGACUGUUGUUAGUAUCGUUACUAAGAAUUUAGUGCUUUUGCGUUUGUUUGGGUUAGUUCAGAUUAUUUGGAGAUUGGCUAUGAACAGUGGGGAGGCUAGUCGGGUUGGGACACAGAUGGGAUUAACUGAAUUUGAGGGCAGGGUUGCUGAGGUUGAGAGUUUUUUGAAGACUACGGCGAAAAUGAUUCAGGUUCAGGUAGAGGUUGUUGAUCGGAAAAUUGAAAAUGAUAUUGGUGGGUUAAGGAGAGAAUUGAAUGAGAGAAUUGAUGAUCAAAUUGGGGCAGUGGAGAGUUCAUUGAAGAAAUUGGAAGAAAAGAGUGAGGGAUUGGAUAAGUCCUUAAGUGAAUUGAAGAGUUCGAAUUUGUUGACAAAGGAAGAGUUUGACAAGUUGUAUGAAAAACUGAUAAAAGAGAAGGGUGAAAAUGGUGACAAUGAAAAUGCAGUGAGUUUGAGUGAUCUAGGAGCCUAUGCAAGAGAGAUUGUUAAGAAUGAGAUUGAGAAGCAUGCCUCAGACGGGCUUGCGAGGGCUGAUUAUGCUUUGUUUUCGGGUGGGGGAAAGGUUGUUAUGCAUUCCGAGCCCUUACUUGUUGGAAAGGGUAGCAACUGGUUUUUGAAAAGUAGUCAAAAUGGGGUUCAUCGUGAUGCAGACAAGAUGUUGAAGCCAAGUUUUGGAGAGCCAGGACAGUGCUUUCCAUUGAAAGGAAGCAACGGGUUUGUUCAGAUCAAACUCCGCACAGCUAUUAUUCCGGAGGCUAUUACUUUGGAACAUGUUGCCAAGAAUGUGGCUUAUGACAGAUCGAGUGCACCCAAGGACUGCCGUGUCUCUGGCUGGCUGCAAGGUCGUGAUCUUGAUUCACCAGUUGAUGGCUAUAAGAUGUUUCUUUUGGCAGAAUUCGCGUAUGACCUUGAGAAGAGUAUCGCGCAGACCUUUGAUGUAUUGUAUGCAGCAGGUGUUGGCGUUAUUGACACGGUCAGACUGGAUUUCUCUUCCAACCAUGGGAGCCCCUCACAUACCUGCAUUUACCGUUUGAGGGUGCAUGGUCAUGAGCCUGAUUCUAUUUCAGUGGUGAAAAUGCAGUCUUGAAGCAUAUCAUACUUUGCCAUCUGCUGCAUUCCUCUUGUAAUUGUUGUUUUUUGUCUCUGUAUUUAAUUACUUAGGUCAUUGUACUCGCUAGAUACGGACUUCUUACUGUGUUAAGAUUUUCUUUUCUGUGUAGCAAAUGAAUGUGAUCUACGUGUAUGUUUUUAGUUAGGCUUUACUUGAAUUAAGAACAUUGAUAUGUAUGAAGUUUGAACCAGAAACAGAUGAGCUUUAGUCUCUCCUCCUGGAAGGAAAAGUUUGAUAGAAAAAAGACAAUUUGCUUUA
Messenger RNA from Theobroma umbraticum, 1942 nucleotides. RefSeq names its product SUN domain-containing protein 2-like. Gene Ontology annotation, molecular function: protein-membrane adaptor activity. NCBI's taxonomy places the organism in Eukaryota, Viridiplantae, Streptophyta, Magnoliopsida, Malvales, Malvaceae. The record is from RefSeq and is a predicted model, not a curated record. Gene Ontology annotation, cellular component: nuclear envelope.